CUGCAGAGACGCUGGGCGGACACAUUAAUUUACGUGUAUAUGAAAAAAGGUCGUAUGAAAGUAAUUCUUAUAAAAACAAAACCAUGGAGGGAUCGAGCGGGAAUUGCUCUGCAUCUCACUGCAGGGAUUUCAUCUCGCACCCUGCACUGGGACGCCACUCUGGGAAUCUCGCGAAUCACCAGGGUGCCGUGUACCCGGAGAUCACUCCACAAGAUGCCGGCCGGCAGUGCCCUGCGCCCCAGGCCUCAUCUGGCACAUCACUGAGCUAUGAAUACCCAUUCGGAGGUCCAUAUUAUGGAUGUCGUCUUUCGUACCCCCACAACGUAAGCUUGCAACAGAAACCAUGUUCCUAUCAUCCUGCCGAAAAAUACAUGGAGUCAAGCAGUGCGCUGCCAACUGAAGAGCUUUCCAGUCGGUCCAAAGAAUUUGCUAUUUACCCAAGCUUUGCCAGCUCCUAUCAAACAGUCCCCGGCUAUCUGGACGUCCCGGUUGUACCAGGAAUCAGUGCGCAUUUAGAGUCACGGCAUGAAACUUUAAUUCCUAUGGAAAGGUAUCAGCACUGGACAAUGUCGAACGGUUGGGAUGAGCAACUCUAUUGUUCUAAGGAACAGACACAUUUUAACCACCUAUGGAAGUCCCAGUUUUCGGAUGUGGUGCCACACCAGACCGAGAUUAAUGGGUACCGUCGCGGUCGUAAGAAGAGAGUACCUUACACUAAAAUUCAAUCAAAGGAGCUGGAAAAAGAGUAUGCUGCCAGCAAGUUCAUCACCAAAGACAAAAGAAGGCGUAUCUCCGCCACAACCAAUCUCUCGGAACGCCAGGUGACCAUCUGGUUCCAGAACCGUCGUGUUAAGGAAAAGAAGUUGGAAUGUAAAUCAAAGUUAAGCGCCCAAAUGCAUGCUAAUUGA
Messenger RNA from Labeo rohita (rohu), 908 nucleotides. It is a transcript of the gene hoxc13b, whose product is annotated as homeobox C13b. Gene Ontology annotation, molecular function: RNA polymerase II cis-regulatory region sequence-specific DNA binding; DNA-binding transcription factor activity, RNA polymerase II-specific. The record is from RefSeq and is a predicted model, not a curated record. NCBI's taxonomy places the organism in Eukaryota, Metazoa, Chordata, Actinopteri, Cypriniformes, Cyprinidae. Gene Ontology annotation, biological process: regulation of transcription by RNA polymerase II. The transcript is spliced from 2 exons. Bases 84 to 908 code for a protein of 274 amino acids.